AUGCCCAGGUGGUCCUGCAUCAGCGCCCUCUUCGUCCCCCUCGUCGCAUGCAUCGUCGCGCUGUUCCUCUUCGGCAACCCCCCGGCUCGCAUCAUCUCAUCCGCAGCAACCCCGUUUGCACCUCCCUCUCCCGCCGUCGCCAUGUCGUCGAUCCGCCGUACCGCGCCCAUGGUCUUUACGCCGUCGGGCAGGCACACGGCGACCGUCAUCUUCAUCCACGGCCUGGGCGACUCGGGCCACGGAUGGGCCGACGCGGUGCAGCACUGGCAGGGCCGGAACAACUUGAACCACGUCAAGUUCAUCCUGCCGCACGCGCCGGCGAUUCCCAUCACAAUGAACGGAGGGUUCCAAAUGUCUGGGUGGUUCGACAUUAAAUCCAUCGACGCCCUCUCACACCUCGCUGGCGGCGCUACGCCCGACGAGGACGAGCAGGGCAUCGAGCUGUCCCGCCAGUACAUCUACUCGCUGGUGCGCGACGAGGUGGCUGCGGGGAUCCCGUCGGAGCGCAUCGUCGUCGGCGGGUUCUCGCAGGGCGGCGCGAUGAGCAUCUACGCCGGGCUGACGGCGCCCGCGCCGAUUAAGCUCGGCGGCAUCGUCGGCCUCUCCUCGUGGCUGCUGCUCAACCGCAUCUUCAAGGACCGCGUGCCGGCCGACAGCCUAAACCGCGACACGCCAGUGUUCAUGGGCCACGGAGACCGCGAUCCUCUGGUGCUGUACCCGUUGGCGCAGGCCUCGGAGAGGAAGCUCACGGAGCUAGGCUACAAGAUCUCGUUCAAGACGUAUCCGGGCAUGCAGCAUUCGGCCUGCAUCGAGGAGCUCAGCGACGUCGAGGCGUUCUUGCAGACUCGUCUGCCUCCACAGGACAAGUGA
Molecule: messenger RNA, 870 nt
Organism: Cordyceps fumosorosea ARSEF 2679
Lineage: Eukaryota; Fungi; Ascomycota; Sordariomycetes; Hypocreales; Cordycipitaceae
Product: acyl-protein thioesterase 1
Exons: 4
Coding region: 1-870 (289 amino acids)
Biological process (GO): protein depalmitoylation
Cellular component (GO): cytoplasm
Molecular function (GO): carboxylic ester hydrolase activity; palmitoyl-(protein) hydrolase activity
Source: RefSeq, a predicted model, not a curated record